Molecule: messenger RNA, 1348 nt
Organism: Hibiscus syriacus
Lineage: Eukaryota; Viridiplantae; Streptophyta; Magnoliopsida; Malvales; Malvaceae
Product: TBC1 domain family member 15-like
Exons: 12
Coding region: 54-1205 (383 amino acids)
Biological process (GO): activation of GTPase activity
Molecular function (GO): GTPase activator activity
Source: RefSeq, a predicted model, not a curated record
UGCUGCUUAAAAAAAAGAAAGAUUUCGGGAUCAUAAAGGAACUUUCUUGGUAAAUGUGGGGGGCUCCUGCAGAACCUGCUGAUUCUUAUUAUGAGGUCCGGCCUGAAUGCACAGAUGUGCCUGAAACCAAAUUUAAGAUCAGGCCUGGUAAAACUCUAAGUGUGAGGAAAUGGCAAGCUGCAUUUGCUCCAGAUGGGCAGCUGGAUAUCGGCAAAACUCUAGGUCGAAUCCAUCGUGGGGUAAGGAUCCGUCCAACGAUUAGAGGAGAAGUUUGGGAGUUCCUUCUAGGCUGCUUCGAUCCUCAGAGCACGUACGAAGAAAGGGAGCAGCUACUGCAGGAACGAAGGUCAGCGUAUGAGAAAUGGAAGAGUGUUUGUCACGAAAUUUUUCCUGUCGUCGGAAGUGGUCAAUUUAUUACAGCUCCGGUCAUAACCGAGGAUGGUCAGCCGAUUCAAGAACCUUUGGUGGAUCAAGAGGUCUCAGCUGGUACUACAACUACUAGUACAGAUAUGGUGAAUGACCUCCUCAGUAAAGGUCCUUUGAAUGAGAGAAUAAUCAACUGGCUGCUCCAAUUGCAUCAAAUAUGUCUCGAUGUUAAACGGACGGACAGGACUUUAGUGUUCUAUGAAAAGCAAGAGAAUUUGGCAGAACUUUGGGAUAUUCUAGUUGUUUAUGCCUGGAUAGAUAGGGACGGCAAGAAGGUGACAGGAAUGAGUGAUCUAGCCUCCCCCAUGAUAAUUCUUCUCGAGAACGAGGCAAAUGCAUUUUGGUGCUUCGAACGUAUGAUGUGCAGAUUGAGAGGGAACUUGAGAUGCACUGAAAGCUCUGUUGGGGUAGAGUCGCAACUUAGUCAUUUGGCUAUGGUAACUCAGGUUAUCGAUCCGAAACUUCAUCAGCACUUAGAGACACUUGGUGGAGGUGACUAUCUGUUUGCUGUUCGAAUGCUAAUGGUAUUGUUCCGUCGAGAGUUCUCGUUUUUUGAUUCGUUGUAUCUAUGGCAGAUGAUGUGGGCGCUGGAAUACGAUCCCGAUUUGUUCUAUUUGUACGAAGAACCAUCAUCAAGCAUGAAUGAAUCUAAGAUGAGAUCAAGAUCAAUGUGUGAUUACAUGAAGAUAAAAAGCGACGAAGCUCCCCUCCCCAUUUCUGUUUUCCUUGUUGCCAGUGUCUUGAAAGAAAAGAGCACCCAGCUACUCCACGAAGCUUGAGGCCUCGAUGACGUCGUUAAGAUUUUGAAUGACAUAACUGGAAGCUUGGAUGCCAAGAAAGCUUGUAAUGAGGCAGUCAAGCUCCAUAAGAAGUAUUUGAAAGAGGUAAAAGGCUAAUACACAUACACAUAUACAUUUAUGCU